UGGUCGCGUGGGGUCCGCGAGGGCGUCCGAGUGCCGCAGCCGCUGCCGGGCGUGGGAGCGUGGUCCACCGUCCGAGCGGAGCGCCGAGGCGGAGUUCGGAGAGGAGUCGCCGACGGAGCUCGGAGAGGGGCCCCGCCGCGUAUGGACGAUGCGUGGUUCGGCCCAGCUCGUCUUCGUCCUCUGGACGGCGCUCGGUGCAGUGUUGUGCCAGCAGCAGCGGUUCCGGGUGCGACCGUCCAACGUCAGCGUGGUGGAGGGAGACAGCGCCAUCUUGCGCUGUGAGGUGCACCAUCAGGUCGGCCAGCUGCAGUGGGCCAAGGACGGGUUCGCCUUGGGCUAUUCGCGCUCGCUUCCCGGGUAUCCUAAAUACCGCAUGCUGGGCGACCCGGGCUCAGGAGUGCAUGACCUCGAGGUCACCAACGUGAGCCUGGACGACGACGGCCGGUUCCAGUGUCAGGUCUCACCGAACAGGGGGCAGGCGGCCAUCAGAGCUGACGCUCUCCUCACCGUACUCGUAAAGCCGACGUCGGUGACUGCAAGCUCCACCGGCCGAUCUCCAAGGCCCGGCUUGUAUGAGGUCAACGAGGGUAGUCAGCUGACGUUAAAAUGUGACGUCACCGGCGCCAGACCGGCCGCCAAUAUUCAGUGGCAGCGAAACGGCAUUGAUAUCGACAUUAGGCAAGAGGACUCGUUCGCCGGCUGGGGCAGUCCCCGCCGUAACGACACGACCUCGGUGGUGACUCUGCGGCCCACUGCUGCUGAUGAUGGUGCCGGCUACUCGUGCGUGGCCAAACACCCGGCCAUCCGACCGGCCGAGCAGCGCCAGCUCAACUCUACCGUGCGGCUCUCCGUCCUCUACCCUCCGGGACUCCCUGAGAUCAGCGGCUACACGGAGGGCGAGGUGGUCAGAAUCGGCGAGCAGAAGACACUGACCUGCAUCUCCCGGGGCGGCAACCCGCCGGCGCAGCUGGUCUGGCUCAAGAACGGUCAGCCGGUCAGCUCCAAGUACCGCUCGAUGCCGGGCCAGGCGCUGGCCGAGCACAGGUUCCGCGCCGCCGUCUCGGACCUGGGCGCCGUGUACCGGUGUCAGGCCACGUCCCCGGUGCAGACCGAGGUCACCGCCGCCUCCGUGCGCACCGCCGUGCAGUUCGGGCCGGAGACCGUCACAAUCAGAGGCACGAAGGAGGCGAAAGGAGGCGAGAGCGUGAGGAUGACCUGUGUGACCUCCAGCAGCAACCCCCCGGCCAACAUCACCUGGGUCAUCAACGGACGGACUAUGAUCAACACCACUCAGAGGAAGGCCGCAGCCCCCGCCGGCGGCUGGGUGACCAGCUCCAACAUCUCCACAAUCAUCCCUCCCGGCAUGGAGGAGAACAUGAUGGUCGCCUGUUACGCACUCAACCCGGCGCUGGGCCUAACCAAAGUCGAAUCGACGAGAGUCAUCGUGCUCCAUCCUCCGAAGCCGCCGAGCAUCCUGGGCUACGAGCCGGGCACGUACCUGCGGGCUGGGGAGCGGGUGUCGCUCUCGUGCGUCUCCCAGGGCGGCAACCCGCCGGCCACCCUGACCUGGUACAGCGGCGACGUCGAGCGGCCGUCGCCGACCACCGUCGAGGACAACGUGGCCCGGGGCGUCAUCACGUUCGAGGUGGACCACAAGGACAACGGCAGGGUGUACAAGUGCGACAGCCAGAACUCGGCCGCCGCCAUACGGCAGACAGCGAACGUCACUCUCCGCGUCUACUUUCCGCCGAGCAGCCUGAAGCUGGAGGUUCGUCCGGAGCGUCUGAGGGCGGGCAGUCAGGCGAUCCUGACCUGUGAGUCCCGACCCUCCUACCCAGCCGCUGAUCUCACCUGGUGGCGGGACAACGCCCAGGUCACCGAUGGAGUCACGGCGCUAGAAACGUUCCCGGCUGGAAGUAAUGGCGGGUCGUCCAGUCGGCUGCAGCUGCGACGGAACUUGACGUGGGCCGACGACGGUGCCGUGCUCACCUGCAGCGCCGACGUGUCUGUGCUCAGAGGCGCCGUGCAGAACCAUAUCACUCUCCACGUGGCAUACCCGCCAGUGUUCAGCAAAAAACUCUACACGGAAGACAUUCGGGUCGGCACAUCUCGCGUGCUAAACCUGACAGCCCGCGCCAAUCCCGGCGAUGUUGCAUACCGCUGGUCCAGAAGGUCACCGACAGAUGGCACCAGAGUGCUACCCAACGGACCACUGCUGAAUCUGUCGGCGGUGACCAGAUUGGAUGCCGGAUGGUAUCACUUGCAGGCUACAAACGCCCAGGGAAAAACGAAAGUUCGUGUCCACGUCAACGUGCAGUAUCCGCCAGAGAUCAGCUCGGUCUCCACGGUAUCGAUGGUGUCGCCCGGGGAGGACGGCGUCCUUGAGUGUGUGGCGGACGCCAACCCCACGACGGCUGACAUGAUCACCUGGCACCGGGACGACUUCGACUUUAGCGACAGCAGGGUCACCAUGUUCUACGGCAACGGCUCGUCAUACCUGACCGUGCGCAACGCCACGAGGGAGGACAUUGGCGAGUUCCUGUGCCGGGUCGACAACGGCGUUGGAAAGGUCACCGCCACGGCCAGGCUACUGGUGAAGCACGCGCCAGAGAUCGACCCCAGGCCUCAGUUCACCAAGGCGGCGGCGGAAGUCAGCGCUGACGCGUACCUGGCGUGUCGCGCGAGCGGCGUGCCAAACGUUACCUUCGAGUGGUCAAAGGGCGGCGUGCUCAUAGACGGCACGAUCUACUCCAAGUACCAGCUGACAUAUGCGCAGGUUGAUCUGGUGACCUGGCAGUCGGUGCUCAAGAUCAAGGACGUGCAGGUCUCGGACUACGCCACCUACGAGUGUGUGGCUCACAAUGAGCUCAGCUCCAGACGCCAGGAGCUGGUGCUGGGCCGUCCCAGCUCCCCUGACCCGCCGACGGGGCUGAAGGUGGUCAACGUGUCCCACGACACGGCCACACUCUCCUGGUCUCCAGGCUUCGACGGAGGGCUCCUGCAGAUGUACAGGAUCCGGUACUCAGAGGCAAACGGCGGAGACGAGUUCCAUUACAAGGACGUCCAGCCGGCGAAUAUCUCCGUCUUCACGGUGGCAGGCCUCCAGCCGAGCAGCCAGUACAGUGUGUCCGUCAUGGCCUACAACAAGCUGGGCGACAGCGGCUUCUCCAGGGACGAGAUCCGGCUGAAAACCUCGGAUGACCCUGACACCGCUGAGCUGGUGGUGUUUGAAGAGGGUCAGCUUCCGUGGAUCGUCAUCAUCGUCGUCUCUUCCGUGGGCGGGCUGCUUCUUCUUCUGAACGUCGUGCUUGUCGUGUUCUUUAUACGGCGACGAAUGCAGAGGGCGAAUCAGAAAGUGGUGGAGUCAGCCUCGGCCAGCGAGGCGAGCACCAAGUCAGAGACACUCCACAUGUACGGCAACGAGACCGUCAGCUCGAUGUCGGUGAAGAGCGGCGAGAGCUAUACUCGCGAGGACAGUAUGGAUGAGUAUGACGUCAACCGGCUCAGUUACGAGCCAUACGCGCGCGGCAGUGUGGUGGAGCCGCCAGCCGAGUACACCAACCAUCUGAGGUCACCGUCGCGUGCCGAGUACGGCCACGACCAGUACGUGGAGGCCCUGCGGCGCAACUCCUAUACGUACACCACAGGCUCUGGCAUCGAGCCAGCCGGCAACCAGUUCAGCAACUACACGACCCAGCCGCCGCGCGCCCCCCACUUCCGCUCGCCCCAGUUUAACACGCCCACGCCCGACCUGCUGCACUCGAGCGGCCCCAGCGGUGUGAAAGGCUCGGUGCCGCAGCUCAGUCUGCAGUCCACCUACUACCCAGAGACGCGCCACUACUCGACGCUGCCCCACCAGCGGCCGCCGUCGACCAAGCCGCUCUCCAGCUUCGGCCGGCUGGCCAGCCCGCCGCCGCCGUCCAUACCGGAGGCGACGCUCGAGCACCGCGGUCACCUGGUGUAGCCGCCACAUCACGUGAUCUGCUCUCGGCUGUGAUACACGGACGCGCGCGGGCGCCGCGUGUUGUUGGUGCGUGUGUGUGCGUGUCUGUGUGUGGGCGAGGGCGCGCCAAGAGAAGAAGCGGUCGGAACGCGCUUGACUUGGGAAGAGGGACGAGACGGACCGCUCAGAGGGCGCACAGUGACACCUCAAGCGCCGGCCGAUGCUGACGCUUGCAAUCCGAGAAACGACGACGUCGCGCGUCAAGCCCGUGCUGUUCUCGUGCGAUACAGUGGUUGACGUUUUUAGCCUCCAAGAGACUGAAACGAUUGGUUGGAUGUUGCCCUGAUGGUAUAACAGCCGCUCUUCUCUGCUCAUUGCGUAGAUUUUGCAACCUAUGUAAGGAUUUUUUCACACCAUUUUUAUUACGCUCUAGUCAUGCGACUCUCGCUGGUGUGCGCGACCGUUUGCAGUGAUGUUGUGUUGCUGGACUAAUUCGUAUGUAGUGGCAGGACGUGCAGCGAUGUUGCAAGCUUUUGCGCUACUCUGUGGGCAUGCAACUUUGUAAGACAUCAUAUUUUGUACCAAUAUACGAUGAAAACACAA
Pollicipes pollicipes is the source of this 4546-nucleotide messenger RNA. Its product is annotated as nephrin. Bases 149 to 3964 code for a protein of 1271 amino acids. Gene Ontology annotation, molecular function: cell adhesion molecule binding. Gene Ontology annotation, biological process: cell-cell adhesion. NCBI's taxonomy places the organism in Eukaryota, Metazoa, Arthropoda, Thecostraca, Pollicipedomorpha, Pollicipedidae. The transcript has 20 exons. The record is from RefSeq and is a predicted model, not a curated record. Gene Ontology annotation, cellular component: plasma membrane; cell-cell junction.